Molecule: messenger RNA, 9350 nt
Organism: Schistocerca cancellata (South American locust)
Lineage: Eukaryota; Metazoa; Arthropoda; Insecta; Orthoptera; Acrididae
Gene: rdgC
Product: serine/threonine-protein phosphatase rdgC
Exons: 16
Coding region: 181-2349 (722 amino acids)
Biological process (GO): detection of stimulus involved in sensory perception
Cellular component (GO): nucleus; cytosol
Molecular function (GO): manganese ion binding; calcium ion binding; iron ion binding
Source: RefSeq, a predicted model, not a curated record
GCCCGCGAGGCCUCCGGCACGCGAGCACGCACGCAGGUGCCGCGCGCACUGCCGCUGCCACCAGCCCGCGCCCAACGUUGCGAAUUUUACUCGGCUCCCAAAAUGGCGCUACGAUAUCAAACUGAGGACCUACAGCAGCUGAGCCAGAGGUCAUAAGUAGACGAGCAUCCGGCAGCAGCCAUGAUGGGGUGCGGGGGUUCCCGCGGGCUGUGUCCCUGCGUGCGCGCCAAGGGCCUGAGCGCCGCGCCGGACAGCGACUCGGACGCCAGCGACGCCAGCUCCGCCAAAAGCACCCUCCACCAGCAGCCACAGCAGCAGGGCAGGGGUGGCGCCUGUCCGCCCGCCAGCGGACUGCUCGCCGCGCUGUUCCGCUGUCGCAAGGCGCGCAAGAGCGAGUUCAGCAUGCCCAAGGUCGAGAGGACUAUGAAGGCGGCGAUCCUGAUCCAGCGCUGGUACCGCCGCUACCUGGCGCGCAUGGAGGUCCGCCGCCGCUACACGUGGACCAUCUUUCAGAGCAUAGAGUACGCUGGUGAGCAGGACCAGGUGAAGCUGUACAACUUCUUCAACGCGCUGCUGACACACAUGCCGGACCCCACAGUACCACGACCCGUGGGGACGGAAGUCGCCAAGAGUCCAACCUCAGGGUCGGUGGGCGCGCAGCCAGCGGACGACGAGACCAGCGACGGAGGACUGAGCCCGGUGGACAGCACCUACAAGGGCAUCCACGUCGGCUCGCCGCUCUCCAGGGCAGACCUCGACAACCUCAUCGACUGCUUCCGAAAAAAGAAGCAGCCGCACCGCCUGCACGCGCGCUACGUGGCCAGCAUCCUGCGGGAGGCCGCCGCCGCACUCAAGCGGCUGCCCAACCUCAACCAGGCCUCCACCUCCGUCAGCAAGCAGGUCACCAUCUGCGGCGACCUGCACGGCAAGCUCGAGGACCUGCUCGUCAUCUUCCACAAGAACGGGCUGCCGUCCACGGAGAACCCGUACGUCUUCAAUGGCGACUUCGUGGACCGUGGGAAGAAGGGCCUGGAGGUGCUCCUGCUAUUGCUGGCCUGUCUGCUCGUGUUCCCCGGCGGAGUCUUCCUCAACAGGGGCAACCAUGAGGACCACAUCAUGAACACGAGAUAUGGGUUCAUCAGAGAAGUGAGACUGAAGUAUCGGCAAAACGCAGACCGGCUUCUCAAGCUGAUCGAGGUGGUGUACCGGUCGCUGCCGUUGGGCACAGUCGUCAACAACAAGGUGCUGGUGGUGCACGGCGGCAUCUCCGACAUCACCGACCUGGAGUGGGUGCGCUCUCUGGACAGGCACAAGUACGUGUCUCUGCUGCGGCCGCCCGUCACGGACAGCCAGGCGCCUGGGGCGGAGCUCAUCGACAAGAUGGAGUGGAAGCAGGUGUUCGACAUCCUGUGGAGCGACCCGCAGCCGGCGGAGGGCUGCGUGCCCAACUCGCUGCGCGGCGCCGGCACCUACUUCGGCCCCGACGUCACGGACAAGUUCCUGCAGAAGCACAAGCUGCAGUUCAUCGUGCGCUCGCACGAGUGCAAACCCGGCGGCUACGAGCUCACGCACGGCAACAAGGUGAUCACCAUCUUCUCGGCGUCCAACUACUAUGAGCUGGGCUCGAACAAGGGCGCCUACCUGAAGCUGGUGGGCAGUGAGCUGUCGCAGCACUUCGUGCAGUUCACGACAGCCACGUCGCGCGCCAAGCGUCUCACCUUCCGGCAGCGCGUCGGACUCGUCGAGAGCUCCGCCAUCCGGGAGCUCAGCACGCAGAUACUGGCCUGCCGGGACUCGCUGCUGGCAGAGUUCCGAACUCACGACCCCGGCGACACAGGCUUUAUCACGGUGAGCGAGUGGUGCGCCGCCAUGGAGGCCAAGACGGGUCUGACUCUUCCGUGGCGCAUGCUGAAGGACAAGUUGGUCAGCAUGGACCCGGCUUCCGGCCGCGUGCAGUACGUCACCACGUUCCAGGAGCAUCUACCAGGCCGCAGAGCCGUCGUGAGUAGAGCUCGCAGCACGCUCACGACCGAGACAACGGUGGCUGAAACGCUGUAUAGAAACAAAUCAAGCUUGGAAGCCAUCUUCAGGAUAAUAGACAAAGACAAUUCAGGUUACAUAUCGACGGAGGAGUUCUCGGACGCGUGUUCACUGCUGAGCGAACACCUGCAGAACCCCAUUUCGUCCGAGCAGCUGCUCGACAUCUGCCGCUCCAUGGACAUCAACAAGGACGGCCUGGUCGACCUGAACGAGUUCCUCGAGACCUUCCGGCUGGUGGACAUGGACCGCGACGAGGGCGACGACGACGAGUACGAGUCUCCAGAGGAGAGCACCCCGCGUGCCGAGUGAACAUAGAACACAGCGACACCACUGGCGGCAUCCAGCCGCGGCGGUCUCUGAUCAGGUGUAAGAACGCGUCAAGGGGACAGUGCGACCGUGGUAUCUCGCAACGGCGUCGGACAUCUGUGCCGAACGAUGUUGCUAUAAACCCCAGCAAAGUGUUGCAGAAGCUGAUCUCAAGAAGAUUCAGAAGUUUCAGUGUUGCGCGAUCUCACAAUUCAUGUUUCGUCCAUCACGUUCCAAGAUGCAGGAUGAACAUCGGUACAUGAAUUUCCUCAGCAUCAAAUAAGGAAGUGAUAUCAUACAGAUACUACCCUUCACAAUACUUGCUCCGUAUCGUAUCAUAUGGGUAGUAACCUACACAAUGCUUGUUCCAUUUAAACUGAAAGCACAAUUUUAAGCAAACGUAGUAGAACUUCCUUAUAAAUGCAUUGUGCUGCAGUAUUUCAAGUUAAGCGAACGGUACAGAACAGUGAAAAGAUAAGUAAAAAUCCAUUAUACAUCGCGAAGUUUAACUGGAAUGGUACAUGUCUCUGAUGGUGAACUUAUCGAGUUUCUAAAUGCAGAGCGUCGUGUCGACGUACAUAGAUGUAUACAAUUUUAUUUUAUCGCAACUCCCUUCAAACGAAUCCCAGCUUAUUAUUUUGAAGAACAGGACUGCAGAAUGGACAGUGAAAACCUUAAUAGAUGUAGUGAAUCUAUCCGAAUAACCAGUUGUUCUUCGUUCAGUUUGCUCAGUGUGUUAAUUCUUUUUUUAAGCACCUGUCAGUGUGCGAAACUGAUAAAAUUUCGCGAGUGGUGAAUAUAAGUAUUCAAUACUCCCAACGCACUUUUCCAAGCUUUGUCUACCAAAUAACCAAAUAAUGAAGGCGGAGAAGCAUUACCGAUGUGAUAAGCGUAUAUGGCCUCAGAAAUCACGUAUGUUGUAUACUGUGUACUCUCGUUUGAAUUCCUUCUUUGAAGAAGGAAGCGUGUUUGGAGAUUAGUGGGAAAAAAUCGUCCCACAGAUGAAGACAGUUUUAUUUACGACAGAGAAAGUAAUGUGUCUGUAUUACAGUAAGAACAGCGAGUUACUCUUUCGAAAUCUAUGCGAGACAUACAACAGGUUUUUCAAGUUUCCGUCAAUUCCUUGCUGUAACAUUCAAGAGCACCCAGAAACGAAACUUUCCUAAACGUGUGACUAAAAUUUCACCACUAAUGUUCAUAAACAACAGUGAAGGUGGUCACUACUUUUUCGUUCCUUCCGCAGUACAAUGUAAAACUGUCACAUAUUAUAUAUCCUGGGUGUGUGUUUGGUGAUAAAGCACUACGUUAACCAGUUCGAAUUUCCAGUAGCAGGAUAAUAUCUAGUCUAAGAAAAAUGCCCAAAAAGCUGGCUGUUUUGUACAAUCCCUACAUGAUAUACAUGUCUGUGUAGUGUACGAGGAACACACUAUAAUAGUGUUAUAAAAGACUAUGUGUAACAGGUUUUGUUAAAUGAAAAGUAUUUGUCACUACCGAGGCCAGACUGGAUACCUCGUUCUAUUCAGGAUUGUAACAUCAUCCCACAAAGCCCCUGCCAUUAUGGCGUGGUUGGUAUGCUAAGAAGAAAUAAUUUACUGUUAUGGGUAUUCUAUGAACUUUUCAGGAGUUAAUUAUUUUUCAUUUUUUCUUACUCUCUCCUAUUAGGGUUCUAGACGUUCUACAGUAGAGUAAUUAUCCUGUGUGUGGUGGAAAAUCGGAAACCAGAGUUUACUUGGGAUAUUGUAACGAGAAGAUCAGUAAAGAAGGACUUUUCUAAAAUAUUUUUAAAGGAGACGAUGUAGCAUUCUGAUAUGAAUGUGUUAUAUAUUUAACUAUAAAGACAAUGAAACCUUGGCAUCCUCCUAUGUUCAAACGGUGCUACUUAUUUACUGGGAAUUAUGCUAUCCAGCUUCUUCCCCACAGAGUAACGUAGAUACAUACACACUCACAAGGAAACAAGUUAAGCAUCCACAAGUAAUUAUGGAAACAUCAAUGUAGACGAUGUAAUACCAUUUUUGUAGAGCUGCAAAUUACAUUAAACGAUCAGCGGAGUUGCCAACACGAGUAUACAGUUAGUUCCACGUCGCUAGGAUGUGGAAUUCUGUCGGCCUCGGCGCCAUACAUCGAGAAUUUUCAGAUAAACUCAUAAAAUCUUUGUAUGAGUGUAGUAGCAAGCGGUUCUCAAUAUUCUGCUUAUCACCAUUUGAUUCGAGUAUAGAGGCAAGCUCAAACCAAAUGUGGUCGAAAGCAGAUGCUCUUUUCAGUAGCGUGAGUGUUUUAGCAUUGAGCAAACAGCAGACAUACGUGUGUGUUGAGUGUGCAGAGAGCUGUAUUACGAAAAUACUGUGCCAGAACUUUGUCUCACAACUGUUGAUACAUGGGGCAACAGGACUUUCUUCGUGGUGCUGGUGGUGUCUUGCAGUCGUAUCGCAUAGUAUUCCCUGUCAUUCUGUCAAAACAGUGCCUAUGUAAUACUUCCAAAAAUUGAGACAUUACUGCCCUCCCUCUUUUUUCAUGCUAUGCCCUAUCACUCCCUCAACUGUGCCAAAAAAUUCGCACAUACUGCUUCCUUCGUCGUUGAACUAAGUCAUUAUCGAAAAUUAUGAGACAGAACGUUGCGUUGUAGUGAUUCUGAAUGAUGUUAAUACUCCCCUCUAUCUCAGAAACGACAAUUAUUGAGUGAUAUAAAGUAUGGUGAUUUCACCAACAUGUAGUCGCAUGUAACAGUAUAUAUAUCUCCGCCUUCUCAUCUUCAAAUUCCGCAUGAAAUCAAUGUGACGACAGAACGAGGAAAUUCUUGAAUUUUUACGAACCGACGGAUCAAGAUUCACUCAUUCUAAGCAUGAUUCUCUUUAUGCAGACUCAACGUGAUUAUUCCACUAUGUAACAUCUUGCAACAUCUCAUAUAUGCUUUAGAAGUGGAGGGUUCUUCGUGUACCACCGUCCUUUACCAGCUGUUUCUGUUCGUAUCUUGUGAUUGAAGCGCAAAUACAUUCAGAUGCAAAUUCUUAAUACCACAGAUACAUACUGCAUGCAGUCAUGUCCUAACCCAUUCCGCUAUGCUUGGAAAUGACAGUAUGUGACGACUGCGGUCGCAAUAAAUGUUUUUAACAGCCAUAUGUGGAAUAACUACAUUCAGUCACUACUUAUACGGUUGGGCCCAGUUCUUAACAACACAUCGUAGAUAUCUAAUUAUACGGAAUGACUACAUUAAGUAAGUAUAUUAAGCUUGUGGACUCAGUCCUCUUCAAAAUACCGCAGAUACGAUAUGGUACUGAAGAUGAUUACUGAUUAGUGACAUAUGUGGACCAUUUCUGUUUGGUGCUCAACUUCUUCGCCUGUGAGAGGGUGUGUUUAUAAGAGACGCUAAUAAGAGGUUUGUUAAAAGUUACACCAUUACGAUUUUAAGAAUAAAAAGUUCAAUUAUGCCUACAAUAAGUUUAAAAGUAUAUGAACGAUUUUUCGUAUUGGUGCAGAAGAGUAUGUUACAAGACCAUUAAAGUUUCCAAGGACUUUGCUCUUUUACAGAAUGCACCUCGCUAGUCAGCACUUCUUUUCUCAUUGCCUUCUGAUCAGAACUAAAUUGUUAGUAGAAUAGAAAUGACUGUAACAACAUAAUUAGCGAAAAUUUAAAUUUACCGUUACUGUAAACGUAAGUGGCAACAUGUUUUUAAACAUUUAUCUCUAGAAUGUUUUACAAAAAAAUGCAAAUAGAGAAAGAUGCGCUGUCUGAUUCUGAUAACUUGGUUACAUGUGCAGAACCUUGUUACUGGAUUACUCGUGAGACCAAAAGUCAACAUUUCCAUUGAAAUCCUUUUAUAUCAUAUUUAGGUCUAGGUAAUUUUGGCUGCGUAUUAUAUUUGUGUGUUAUUUAUGACUCCAAAUGUGACUAGGUGGUCUACGAAACAAUGUCUCAAAAGAAAGUCGAAAAAGUACAUGUCGGGCGUGUAUGUUGAACAGCGGCAGUUUCUUACAAUAAUGAGGACAAUGCGGGUAUAAAUUAUUUAUGAAUGUAUUCCUAUACACCUAUAGCAUAUACAGAUACAUAUAUAUAAUAUUAUGUGGUAGCAAAUCUAUAACAAGUGUUAUUAAAUGUGUCUUUUGAGAUCAUUUUUGAAUCCAAGCUGCAUGCCCUGCCACAAGUUCUUUCAGUAAGUAAAUGUCUGAGCCUUUCCUUGCGUCGAUAAUGAAUGCAUGUCAUUUUUGAAACACCUUAGAACUGUUCGACUUACGUGUGUUCUUUUCGUAUUUAAUUAAUGAUGUGAUUAAGUUUUGUGAAUCCUCAUCUAUUACUUCUCUUGCGUCAUAGAAGAAUUAUUAUUUAUUUAGGAAAAAAUUCGACAUGAAUUGAGUUCUCAACCACUGCUCCUUGACACUUCAACGCUGGAACAACUGUCCCACGCUUCAGCUCUGUCACAUAACAUGUCAGUGACGGACGCCCAACGGGAGACUGGGCAUGGUGAGAUAAAGUACGUAUUUGUCAUCCUUCUUUUCGAUCCAAACUUUGGACCGGUGGUGACUAAGUAAUAUGUAAAUAUCUCUGUCUUUUUUGUGUUUAGACUCAUAAGACUCAUAAAAAUUACUGCAUUUCACAUUAUCUUGAUCAUCAUCAUCAUCUUCAUGCAAUAAAGGCCAAGCUUUGUUGACGUAGCCAACAUUAGCCUAUCUGUCUCUAGUCAUUUUUGUCAUUUGGUUGUAGUUGCUGAAGUCUCUCCUCAUGUUAGCAUUUUGUAUUAUGGAUGAUCUGGACCUGUAUUUUUCCUAGACUUUUUCCUUCUAAGAUGUUUUUAUGAACUUGUAACGUCGAAUUAGGCGACCGAUACUUUUAGUUUUUCUUCUCUCUAUUAUAAAUAUCAACGUGUUUUUUUUAAUUUCCUUUACUAGUCGUUCAUUGGAUUUUCUUUCACUCCAUGAUGUUUCUGUGGCUGAUACUCUAAUUUACAUCCAAAUUGCUUGCAAUGUUUUUUUUUUAAUUUCUUGUUUCCCCUGAGUUCACCCUUCACAACUGCAGCACACUGCAAAUUAAUCAUAUUUGUUUCUACAUUGAGGUGAAUGUUUGUUAAUAAAUUAUUCUCAUUUUAAUGGCUUGUUUGGUCUCUACAGUUCUUAUUUCAAUAUCCACUUUACUUCUCUUGUCAUUCAUCACUUUACAAGUAGCAAAAUUAAUUUGCACUAGUAUAAUAUUUCUUACAUUGAUUCUUGAUGUUUGCACCUUAUUUGUCUCCUCAGUUUAUCUGUCACCAGUAUUGUAGUGUGGGUUGUGUUCCUUUUCAGUGUGUGGUUCUGCAAGGCAUCAGAUAAAAUUUUAUAUAUAUACUCCUUUUCAGAACCUGCUUAGAUUACUAUAGCAUCAGCAAAUCGAAUACUAUGUUUCUGUUUAUCAUUAGUUUUAAUUCCUUUGGAUCCACUUUUGAUUGACUGUGUUACACUUUGGUGUGAAUUAAUUAAAUAUCAAUGGAAAGAGACGUUAGCUUUGUUGGACGCUUCUUAUGUUAGCCUCUUUCUUAAUGCUAGUGAUAUUUAUUUCUGUACUCAGUCCUUUAUCUCUUCUGUCUACUCCAAUUUCAUACACUUUUCUAAACAUACUCCUCCCGUGCACUCCAUUAGAACUUUUCUCUAUGUCAAUGAUUGUUUACCUGUUCACCUGAAUUGUUGUUUUUUAAAAUAAUUUGUGGUACCAUUAUAGUUUUCCUGGUUUCAUGUCCUUUCCUAAAUUUAGAUUGGUACUCAACUAAACAGAAUGUUAACUUAGCUUUAAAUUUUUUAACAACACUGAGUGGACUUCUUGAUGUACAUAGUCUACUAACGCCAAAUUUCCAUAAUCUAACCUAUCACUGGCAUUUUCGUUUUGAGUUAUGGUAAUAUUAGGCUUUUCUUAAUUCCAUUAGUAGUAUUCCAUCACCAUAAUGGACACACAUCAAUUUGUAGAUUAUUAGUUUUGGCUUAUGUCAGAGAUUCUUUCAUAAUUCAACAGUAAUGUUACCUCUUCUAGUCAAUCUCUUGUUGGUAGGUUUUUCAGCAUUGUAGAAUUCUGACCUUGUAACUGGAGAUCCUAUGAGUAAAUUUUCUACUUUUUCCAUUGUGUGUAAGUAAUCUGAAUCAUCUCAGGCAACUUCGCACACAUACAGUUCUUAAAUGUAUUUUUUUUCAUAUGUCUCAGAUUUGUAUCACUUUCAAACAUAGUGCUACAUUUUAAUCCCUAACUAUUUUGCUACAAGAUCCACAUUUAAAUUUUAGUACUAUUUUUUAAUUUAUUUGUCUCUGUUUCCUUUCACUAGGUCUUCUUCUACCUCCCUACAACUCUCUACUUACACAAUUAUCAUUUAUCUUAUUCUAUUCGACCCAUGGCUGUUAUUUGGUUUUUUACAUGUCUAUAUUGGUAAAAAUUUCUUUUUCUCAAUAUAUUUCGGCCCCUUAUUAGAUGCAGUACUUCUGAUGGCAUCCAUAGUGUUCACAUGAUAUACAUACAGUACAAGGAACAUCCAGAUAUGAUCAACAACAAAGAAGGUUUUUUAUAUUUUGUAUGGCAGGUGGUUGAGUCACUGUUUUUUCUGCAUUAUUAUUAGUAGUUAAUUUUACUUUACCUAUAUGACUUCAUUGUAAGAUCUAUUGUAACUAUAAUUUUGGCAUUUCUUUUUGUUAUCGGUCGAGUAUCCAGAUACAGAGAUAUGAUGGGAGCUCAUAAUUUAAAGAAAAUGAAAAAAUAAAAACCAGUUGCAAACUUCAAUUGGCCAGGUUACAUUUUGUAACUGUACACUGAUGUAGUGAAUAACUUAAAAUGUUUUCUUUCAUCUUGUAGUAAGGGAUCAUCAUCAUUGGUUUGCGAUAUAAUGUAGUGAUGAUACAGUCUCGUUGGUCCGUCAUAUGACAGCUCACAGCAUUAAAGCACUGCAACAGAUUAAAAAAACCACUCUCUGUAUGUGAUAACAAAAUCUAUAAUUACAAUUCUACGAUAUGUUUAUGAAAUUCAGCAUGGCAUCAGCAAGAGGAUAAAUUUGUUUCUGAAG